CUGCGUGCAUCGCGCACAUGUCGCGCAGACAUGCUAGAUUUGCCUACGAUCGCAGUGUUCUAGAAGUUGUACUACGAUCCUGGAUCUGUCGGCUGCGUUACCUUUUUCUCUUUCACGUGUGUACAGUAGCGCAAGAAUGAUCACGCACGCAAAAGUGCGGUAUGAGGAUGAUCGAAAACUUGCGGUUGUGGACAUUCGAGACAUAGAAAACUUCCAUCCCGAGAACGCGAAGGAUUUCAAAUCGAAGUUCUUUUAUUCGGUGAAAUGGACCGAUCCGGACGGGACCUCGGACUUUUACCGGGCUCGGAUUCUAGCUCUGGGAGAAUCAGAAGAAGACCUGGAGGCGGAGGGAAGAGGCCGGCAGAGGCUUAGAUUUGAAAGAAUGGCAUAUUCGCCUGACGGCGAAGAUGAAGACGAUGAUGUCGAGCCAGAGCGUCCUGCAAAAAAGCCCUCUGGCCCAAAGCAGGAGCUAUUGGACAUGUUAAAAAAAAAAACUGACGACAUCCAGCAAAGGGAAGAAGCUGCUUUAAAGAAGCAGAAAAAGAGGCCAACAUAUGACGAUAGGGGUGGCCUAGUCACUGAGCUGAAGUACAAGGUACAGAGACUUGAAGGCCUUGUGGAAAGAAAGUGCAAAAAAAAUUGA
Molecule: messenger RNA, 643 nt
Organism: Rhipicephalus sanguineus (brown dog tick)
Lineage: Eukaryota; Metazoa; Arthropoda; Arachnida; Ixodida; Ixodidae
Exons: 3
Coding region: 137-643 (168 amino acids)
Source: RefSeq, a predicted model, not a curated record